AUGAAACUCGAGAAGGCCAGCGAAGAGCACGACCUCCACUCGGGGGCUCUCGACAAGGCCCGCGGCUUGUGGAACAAGUUGAGCGAAGAGGUGGAAUUCCUCCGGAAAGGUGUGAAGCAGCAAGAGAAGACUCUCAUGGAGAGCCUCUAUGACAUGGAGACGGCGCUGGAUGCCAAGAAGCAGGAGCUGGAAGCAAAAGAAAACGAGACUAUGGCAGCAGAGCAGGACAUGAAGGAGAAGGAGGACAAGGCCAAGGCUGCCGGAAAAGUGAAGAAGGAGUAUGAAGAGCAACUUGUCGAGGCCGAGAGGAGGUCGAAGCAAGCGCAGGAGGCUCUGCAGGAGAUCAGGGCCAAGGCGGAGGAAGCAGUGGACGAGGUCAUCAAAGCAGAGAUGGAGCAGAAGGAGGCCGCCAGUCAGCAAAAGGAAGCACAGGCUCUUCACGACAAAGGGGCCCAGAGUUCAGAGCUGCUUCAGAAGUUGAAGGCUGCGGUGGAGGACUUCUUCAACGCGAUCGAUGCUCUGGAAGCGAGCAUGAUGAAGAAGAUGAGCUCGAAGGGCAACGACAAGGCACACGAGCUCAUCCUCCUUGAUGAGAACUUGGAGCCAACUCUCUCGAAGUACAACCUUAUGGUGGUGGCAUUCGACGAUGUGUGGACAUAUGGCGACGGUUCCUACGCGAAAGUGGAGCCUGCCAUCGAACAGAUCGUGGAGGAUGCCAAGGCUGAUUUGGAGCUGAUUUGCGACCCAACACGGCAAUUCGGAGACUCCAUGGCAGAAAGUCCCGAGUUGGAGGAAAAGUGCUGGACCGCACUUUGGCGUAAGAUCGGUAUGAAUGAAGGUACCUUCCCCGGCGAGAAGGGCGAGUUCCCGAGGAGCGCUGAUAUGCCGACAGAGGAGUCGGAGAUCAUGGAGAGCCCCAAGGCCAAGGCUGCCGCCACCCUGACCGGCUCGGUGGAGGAGUCGACCAGUAUCAUGCCCGCCAUGGAGUCGGCGAGGGAAUUGGACAUGUACAUGGAGACCACGGCCACGUCGACGACAAAGGGCGACAUCGCCGACCUCCUAGCCGAGGAUUCCGUGACUCCCGAAAGCCCGGCGAAGAUCAUGGAAGCAAGUGCAGCCACAACAACGAUGAUUGGAGAUGGCUUCGACCUCCUCGCCGAGGAUUCCCUCUCACCUGCCAAAAGCAUGGAAAUCA
Symbiodinium sp. CCMP2456 is the source of this 1195-nucleotide messenger RNA. The record is from the annotation of a GenBank genome assembly. NCBI's taxonomy places the organism in Eukaryota, Dinophyceae, Suessiales, Symbiodiniaceae.